Mus pahari (shrew mouse) is the source of this 3488-nucleotide messenger RNA. RefSeq names its product lysine acetyltransferase 7 (gene Kat7). Gene Ontology annotation, molecular function: zinc ion binding; histone acetyltransferase activity. The transcript has 15 exons. The coding region runs from base 150 to 1979 and encodes 609 amino acids. Lineage: Eukaryota; Metazoa; Chordata; Mammalia; Rodentia; Muridae. Gene Ontology annotation, biological process: regulation of DNA-templated transcription. Gene Ontology annotation, cellular component: nucleus. The record is from RefSeq and is a predicted model, not a curated record.
GCCUCUAGACGCUGAGAGGCAGGAGGCACUGGGGAUCGUCCGCAGGGUUUGGGACAGCUACAGAGGCCGCCACGGAGCCCGCCGGAGCCCCCGUUCCUGCUGGUGCUGCCGCCGCCCGAAUCGGAACCGUCGGGCUGCAGCCGCCGGCAAUGCCGCGAAGGAAGAGAAAUGCAGGCAGUAGUUCAGAUGGAACGGAAGAUUCCGAUUUUUCUACAGAUCUCGAGCAUACAGACAGCUCAGAGAGUGAUGGCGCCUCGCGCCGGUCUGCCCGAGUCACCCGCUCUUCAGCCAGGCUAAGCCAGAGUUCUCAAGAUUCCAGCCCUGUUCGAAAUUUGCCAUCUUUCGGCACUGAGGAGCCUGCCUAUUCUACCAGAAGAGUGACGCGGAGUCAGCAGCAGCCCACACCAGUGACUCCAAAAAAGUACCCUCUUCGGCAGACUCGCUCAUCUGGCUCUGAAACGGAACAGGCGGUUGAUUUUUCAGAUAGAGAAACUAAAAAUACAGCUGAUCAUGAUGAGUCACCACCUCGAACUCCAACCGGAAAUGCACCUUCUUCUGAGUCUGACAUAGACAUCUCCAGCCCCAACGUGUCUCAUGAUGAGAGCAUUGCCAAGGAUAUGUCCCUGAAGGACUCAGGCAGUGAUCUCUCUCACCGUCCCAAGCGUCGUCGAUUUCACGAAAGCUACAAUUUUAACAUGAAGUGUCCUACGCCGGGCUGCAACUCUCUAGGACAUCUAACAGGAAAGCACGAGAGACAUUUCUCCAUCUCAGGAUGCCCGCUCUAUCAUAACCUCUCAGCUGACGAAUGCAAGGUGAGAGCACAGAGCCGGGAUAAGCAGAUAGAAGAAAGGAUGCUGUCCCACAGGCAAGAUGACAACAACAGGCAUGCAACCAGGCACCAGGCACCAACAGAGAGACAGCUGCGGUAUAAGGAAAAGGUGGCUGAACUCAGGAAGAAAAGAAAUUCUGGACUGAGCAAAGAGCAGAAGGAGAAAUACAUGGAACACAGACAGACCUAUGGGAACACUCGGGAGCCUCUCUUGGAAAACCUGACAAGUGAAUAUGACUUAGAUCUUUUCCGAAGAGCGCAAGCCCGGGCUUCGGAGGAUUUGGAGAAGUUAAGGCUUCAAGGUCAAAUCACAGAGGGAAGCAACAUGAUUAAAACAAUUGCUUUUGGCCGCUAUGAACUGGAUACUUGGUACCACUCUCCCUAUCCUGAAGAAUAUGCACGGCUGGGACGUCUCUACAUGUGUGAAUUCUGCUUAAAAUACAUGAAGAGCCAAACAAUACUCCGCCGACACAUGGCCAAGUGUGUGUGGAAACACCCCCCUGGUGAUGAGAUUUAUCGCAAAGGCUCCAUCUCUGUGUUUGAAGUAGACGGCAAGAAGAACAAGAUAUACUGCCAAAACCUCUGCCUUUUGGCGAAGCUUUUUCUGGACCAUAAGACACUAUACUAUGAUGUAGAACCUUUCCUAUUCUACGUUAUGACAGAAGCGGACAAUACUGGCUGUCAUCUGAUUGGAUAUUUUUCUAAGGAGAAGAAUUCAUUUCUCAACUACAAUGUCUCGUGCAUCCUCACCAUGCCUCAGUACAUGCGGCAGGGCUAUGGAAAGAUGCUGAUCGAUUUCAGUUAUUUACUUUCCAAAGUAGAAGAGAAAGUUGGCUCUCCAGAGCGCCCACUGUCAGACCUGGGGCUCAUCAGCUACCGCAGCUACUGGAAGGAGGUACUGCUCCGGUACCUGCACAACUUCCAGGGCAAGGAGAUCUCCAUCAAAGAAAUUAGCCAGGAAACAGCUGUGAAUCCCGUGGACAUUGUCAGCACUCUGCAAGCCCUUCAGAUGCUCAAGUAUUGGAAAGGCAAGCACCUAGUUUUAAAGAGACAGGACCUGAUAGAUGAGUGGAUGGCCAAAGAGGCCAAAAGGUCCGACUCCAACAAAACCAUGGACCCGAGCUGCUUAAAAUGGACCCCUCCCAAGUAGGAAUCCGUACCCUAGGGGUCUGUCUGUCAUUUCUGUUGCUCUUGUGAUUGGCAAGUACAGUAUCCUUUGGGAAGGCCACCCCUCAGGACUGUUCGGCUCCAACCUUCGUGUACACUGCAGACACUAGUUCUGAGGAACUGUUGUUUCGGCCUCAGUGAGGUUGCCUGGAUGGAUCUGUAUGAGGCUCGAGUACAGAUCCCUCAUAGCACUGACCCAAGGAGUUGUGUUAUGGUACUGUACCUGUCCAGUCACUGGUUCCCUCCUCGUGCUCUUUAACUCCGAGGUUUGUUGUGUCCUGACCUUUGUGCUAGUGCUUGUUCCUGCCUGGAUAGCAGACCUCCAAACAUGGUUGCCACCAAAGGGCCUUUCCAGUUACUUCUCACACAUUCUUCAUGAAGGGGUGGGCAAGAGGCACCCGCCUGUGCAUGUCUGCGUGUCUGCUGGGAGGGUUCACUCACCCUAGGUUUCAUCUCGCAGUCACUUAUUUUUCUCCCUUUUUGUCAAAAAACUUAAUACCUUUGAUCAGGAUCAGGCUGGCCAGAGCUAGGAGCCUGAUGUUUCCCAGGGAUACACAGGACUUGGGUUCAUCUGAGUGAGAUGGGUGAAGCUUAAGAGGUGAUGAUCCCAUGCUUUCCUUUGUAUUUGCUUGUGGGCACUGGGGCAGCGUCGUGUAGAAGGAAAUGGGUAACUCUUUGCCACAGCAGAAAACGCCCCCACUUUUUUUUCUGCCCCCUUUUAUGUUGGUAGUUGCCAAAAUAUUUUAACAGUCUUUUUUCACACCACAUUAAAUGACCACCCUGUGGAUCUUUCCACGCCUGCCAUAGCCAGUCUGGUGUAAGGCAGCUCUACUUUCCACAUAAGUUGCACUGAUCUUGUCCAGAGCUUCCUGGGAGAAGUGGAAACUGGUUGAAAUGCUUCUGUUUCUCAGCCCAUGACUCAGCAAGACAGGGUGGCCACUCUGCUAAGGUUUGCUUCGCUCUCCAACAGUGCCUCCCUCCCCCAGCAGACUGAAGUGCUUUUUGUCUCUAAGAACUAACUCCAUUUCCCUUUCUGGACUUGCCACCACCAUCCUGCUCUGUGGGUUCCUAUUUUUGGUGGUGUUAAGUGAAGGAAGAAAUGUUCCCUCUAAUUUCUCCCUGUCCCAGUAUAUAACCUGCUAUCUUGGGGCAGCUUUUGAUGUCUGACAUGUCACCCUUCCCAAGUUGGUCUCCUCCAACACUGCUGUCUUCACGUGGCAUCCUCUUACCACAACCCUAACUCUGGUCAUUUGUGCCUUUCUCUUGUCAUCUCUGUACACUACUAAUAUUCACUGUGGGUUGGGGGGAGCUGAUUUUAAGCAUGUUCACUGGCUCCCCUCCAGUUUCAGUGUAACUGUUAAAAUGUAUCCAAAAGCCACUUAACUGGGGGUUUUCUUAAGGGGUAAAGGCCUUUUACAGAUGCUGAGCCCUUCCCCACAUGUGGCAGAAUGUGCUCUUCUGUAUCUACUCAAUAAAGCAUGUUCUCUGCUCA